UUUUCCGCCAAGAUGGUUGUCGGUGCCUUUCCAAUUGCAAAGAUGCUCUAUCUGGGCGUACGACAAUUGAGCAAACCAGUGGCUAAUAGAAUAAAAGCAGGCGCGCGGAGAAGUGAAUUCUUUAAGAAUUAUAUUUGCCUUCCUCCGGCCCAAGCAUAUCACUGGAUCGAGAUGAGAACAAAGAUGAAAAUUAUGGGUUUCCGUGGCUCCGUCAUCAAACCUCUGAAUGAAGAGGCAGCUGCAGAGCUUGGAGCAGAGUUGCUCGGUGAGGCUAUCAUUUUCAUCAUCGGCGGAGGUUGCAUGGUGCUUGAGUACAGCCGCCAGGCCACCAACUCCAGACGCAAAGAAGAGGAGCUUGCACAAAACAUUAACAAUCUUCAGACACAACUAGGAGAGCUUGCGCUAGCCACAGAGACACUGGAUGCCCAGAUUAGAGAGGUUAAUAGACUUCUGUUGUCCCUCCCAGUGGCUCCAAGUACCAAGUAACAAUGUGCAUCACUAAAAUACGCCCUUUCUUUGAAGGGCAAAGAGACUGAUUUAUGAGAGCAUAUCAGUAGGGGUGCAGCACUGCCAUAUAUAUACACACACACACAAAGUCUUGGUUAAGCCGUCCCACACACACACACACACACACACACACACACACACAAGGAAACACCCAGGCUAUAUAAACGAGGAAGGAACAGAGAGUUUGUGUGUGAUUAAGUGACUGGCCACCAGUAUAACACAAUUAAAGCUUCCUAUUCGUUAUUU
Messenger RNA from Sinocyclocheilus rhinocerous, 753 nucleotides. Its product is annotated as optic atrophy 3 protein homolog. Bases 13 to 486 code for a protein of 157 amino acids. The record is from RefSeq and is a predicted model, not a curated record. Gene Ontology annotation, biological process: regulation of lipid metabolic process. NCBI's taxonomy places the organism in Eukaryota, Metazoa, Chordata, Actinopteri, Cypriniformes, Cyprinidae. The transcript is spliced from 2 exons. Gene Ontology annotation, cellular component: mitochondrion.